Messenger RNA from Colletotrichum spaethianum, 2889 nucleotides. RefSeq names its product mediator of RNA polymerase II transcription subunit 16. The transcript is spliced from 8 exons. The coding region runs from base 1 to 2889 and encodes 962 amino acids. Gene Ontology annotation, biological process: positive regulation of DNA-templated transcription. NCBI's taxonomy places the organism in Eukaryota, Fungi, Ascomycota, Sordariomycetes, Glomerellales, Glomerellaceae. The record is from RefSeq and is a predicted model, not a curated record. Gene Ontology annotation, cellular component: mediator complex.
AUGACCGAGGCCAAGAUGCCGCUCAUGCUCGAAAACGGUAUGAACGGGUCUAUGCAGGUCGAUCAGCUCGACGUCGAUGACCUCUUCGGCGACGGCGUCGGCCUGUCUCUUCAUACCGCCCGCCCCCCCACCAAGCAUUUACGUCAGAGAAUAGAUGAGCUGCGGACUCGCGGUUGCUGCCAGGGAGUAGCAUGGUCGAGAUCCGGCGCCAUCGCCUCCAUUUCUCCUGACGGAAAGACCCUGGAAGCCAGGUUUAUCCGCUCUCACCCCGAUGAUGGCAACUGGGGUCUCAGCGAGCCGACAAAGGUUGACCUCAUCGCCAUCAACGCCUCUAGCCCUAUAGUGCACCUGGCAUGGGCCUCAACAACGAGUCCCGAACUUGCCGUCAUCGACGCGACUGGUCGAGUCGCCAUCCUAACAUAUUCCAUCACCCUGAAUCGCCCCUUUGCAACGCGAAAGUGGGAUCACGAUCCGAGCGAUGAUCUUCACGCCAUCGUCGGUAGCUACUGGCUUCCACUUGCACCCCAAGCCAAGCAGUACUACGUGAGCCAUGGACCGGCAGUCAAGGAUGGCAACCAGUACCGGUACGAAAGCUCCUUCGUACAUGCCUACGGUCCCUGGCAUCCAAACCCGUCCAAGAGCGCUCUCCUAUGCGUCACCACGAACGGCCACCUCAAGAUGUUCUGGGCCCAGAACAACAACAAGAUCGAGGAAACUACACUAGAACUCGAGAGUGUCAACUCUUCAGAUGAUUUGAUCACGCACGCAGCGCUACACAGCGAUAAGAGUAAUUUGUGGAUUGCUCUGGCGACUACCUCCAAACAGUUGCGACUUGUGCGAGUUGGCAUCAAUUGGGGACUGCCGCAGUCUCAGUCCGACAACAAGCCACCCCCGGGCAGCCAGGCCCUGAAUCCAACCUUGCAGGAGAAGCAUGUCGCAAUCUCCAGCUGGUUGCCCAGUGGCUCGUCUACCACACCAAUCGACGCCGCCGCGAACCAACUGACACAUCUGGAGAUAUUACCGUCAACUUUGGAUCACACGGGCCAGGGCUGGGCUCCUCUUGUUAUCCUCGCAGUCCGCACUUACUUGCCAACACCCAAUACCCCUUACCAGGAAACGCAGAGCAUCAUUGACAAGUGGGAGGUCCUCAAUGACCAGGCCCAGAGUCUUCACCCGGCGUUUGAGCAGUUAGGAAGUCGCAGAAACAGCACAGGCGCGGCUCCGGCUUCAAAGUCCACAUCCCGACUCAAAAAGCACGACCCCGUCAUCAUCAACAAGGCCAUCAUUGGCGUCCACACUCUCCAGUACGGCAGAGUCAUUUGUUUGGCCUUCAGCGAUGGUUCAGUGGAAUACCGCGAUAGGUUCACUAUGCAGGAGAUCUAUAACGAGAUGAAUCUUGACAGAGUCAUGACACUGAACCAGGUGGGCUUUACCUUUCAGGAUGAAUCGCCAUUCAAGAUACAGGACGAUGGCAAGGUCAAAUGGAGCAAGCUGCAUUAUCCCUUGGGCGACAUCGGCAACUCUAGCCAAGACGCGCCAUAUGCCGCCACGUUGGCUGCGUUGACGGUAGCUGCAUCGACAGCAACGUUCAAUAACAUAAACUACGACGAUAUCCUGGCGGUUGCCCGACCAUAUGCAGACAAAAAGCGCUUCACGUGCGAUUGGAUCAUGGAGAUUGUGCGCAUGCUCAAGGUUCCCGUCGACUACUCAGAGGAUACCCACCACGACAGUCUCGUCAGAAACAGCUCUCUACAGAUGUGCUUGAGCAUCCUCAACCACCUUGGCUACAAGGGCAUGUUCCAGCCUCGAUCGUUUGGCGGCAAGUUCGCCAUGCUGGCGCUAAACGCACGCAAUGUCGUCAUUCUCAUCACCAUCGCCAGCAACACUCCGGUCAACAUCCGUGAAAAGCUCAGUCCGCUCGACGAGCACGAGGUUGUCGACGCGCUCGCUGGCUGUGCAAAGUGGUCCCUCGACCUUUUGUCCUGGCUUACGGACUCUCUCUUUGCUCUCCUCGACGACCCGCAGUUCGUUGCCCUCCUCACACCACAGCGUUUCUCCGAGAUAAGCACCUACCUGCAAUCCCGCUCCGACGUCUCUCUCCACCUGCUUUUGUGCUCAUCAACACGCGGUUUCCUCUCUGCCGUAUGCCGCCGUAUCCUGCACCUUGAGAUCCUCUCGAACCGCGCCAUCGAGUUCUACGAGCGCCGGGCGGCCAUGCAGAAUGCCACUGACCCGUCUUCACAAAACAAGGGUCUGCACGUCGUCCUCUACAAGGCGUACCAGAAGAUGCAGCGUGUCACCUCGAGCAGCCUCAUCAAAGUGCAAGAGUUUGACCGUCUCCUCACGGUCCUCAACAACGACAUUCGCUCCGCCUACCAGAACUCCCUCGCGUCUCUGGCGAACAAGAACCCCCCCGGUCCUGGCGGACAGAAGGCCAUCGACGCGCAGAUUAAGAACGCGCAGAUCCACUGCGAGCUCAACAUGCUUCUCGCAUCAUCGCCGCCGGCGGCCUUUCUCCCCGUCCUCCUCAAGUUCUUCAACACCGACCUCAAGGCGUACCGCGCCCAGGCUGACCCCUCCAAGCUCUUCUUCGCCGACUUUGACCUCCUCGAGAUCGACGACGACCGCCGCACGCUGGCGGCGCGCAAGGCCAAAGGCCGGUUCAUCGACGUCUUCAAGCGCGUCGAGCUGGCUACGCCGCCGGCCCGCAGCACAAAGGAGGGCGACGAUGCCAAACUGGCGCAAUGGAGGCGUUGUGUCCGGUGCUCGGCGAUCAUGGAGGACGUCUUUGGCUCUAGGCCGGGCUUCACGUUUGUCCUGGCCCAGCAGAGGAAGUGUUCCUGCGGUGGUCACUGGGGGCUCCUCCCUAAGGGAGCUCUGGUUAUCUAA